AUGUCAGAAGCUAUUUCAACAGAUGGGUUUGAGGACCAAAUUAUGGGCGAGAAAAAAGCUUGUCGUUCACUCACGGAGCUGCCGUCCAGGACGCAAUUGAACAUCGACUCCAUCGCUCUGCUAGAAAAUGUUUCCACCCAGCUCUUGAAGCUACUCAAGACUAGUAGUAUGGAGACAUUGAUGCAUUUGACGAAUCCUGAUAAUUUGGAUGUUAAUGAAGCCGAGGUUUUCGAAACUCUUUCUAAGCUGUUCGUGCAAGUGAAAAAAGUGUACACUGAGCAGCCUCUGCUGCGUGUAAGUGACGUGGCGCCUGGCUUGUGGCUUGCGGACGAAGAGUGUCCCUACGUUUUGAAAUCAAGAGAAAGCUUAAUUUUGGCCGCCAUUCGGAAGGCUAACGUCGCCACGUAUCUGCUUUCAAUUAUGGGCAGAUUGCAAAAUGGGUUCUCGUUCUUGGAUGACAACUUCAUCGAGAUUUUCGCCCCAGAAGGCAAAGAGCUGCCAUCUGAGGUUGAUCGGGUUCUUGCAACCUCGCUGGGCAGACUUUUGAAGCCGCAGGCGGUCUUGUAUCUAAAUCUGAAGACUCAGGCAUACAUCUCCGCCAUGGAGCCCUGGAAGGAAUGCACCGCUGAGGAGCUAGCUCGCAUAAAACAAGAGACUCUUGAUCAGAUCUUCCCUUCGGAUAUGAAAACGUUUUUGCUAGCGAAAAAGCGGUUACGGACCAACCGGCUAAGUCCUUCGGAGGAGGACUUUAUGACAAGAUGCUCGCAUAGAAGAGAGAAACUAGCCACACAUGCAUCUCUCAACGAUUUGGCUCGCGAAUAUGACUGGAUGGAUUUCUUCAAAGAGAUUUUCUUCUACGUUCAGCGGAAUCUUUCGUUGCUGGUGUGGGGAAGAAGAAACAAUGAUAACCUUGAUUACCAGGACGACUCUGAGUCUGGCGCAAAUGAGGCGACUGCAAACACUGGAACUACAACUUCACGCCAAUGUGCUUCGAAAACCUUGCCGGAGUCUACGGGAAGUCCUAUGAGCUGCUCUUCUAGAAGCAGAACUCCUCCGCUGCUAACCAGAGAGAGAAAAGCGGACACGAGGCAUAAACAAAAAAGACUAUGGACCAAAGAAGAGGAAGCUGCACUUGUAGAUGCCUUAAAGACAAAUGGCCCGGCGUGGUCAAAGAUACUGGAGCUACACGGAGCCGGUGGUAGCCUCUCCGAAGCGUUGAAGAGACGAACCCAAGUACAACUCAAGGACAAAGCCCGCAAUUGGAAAAUGUAUUUCCUGAAAGGUGGUCAACCAGUUCCUGAUUAUCUGAUGAAAGUCACUGGCGAUCUGGAGAGAGAUGAAAGAUCUAGGUCAAGAUUCAGAAAACGUGUUGUCAGACCGUCGUCAGCUUCCUUUAAAAGCGACAGCUCUGUGAGUCCACACAGUGAGAAAGAACUCCGACACGUUGCAACAGUUAGCGUACUGCAAACAGAUGGAUAA
Molecule: messenger RNA, 1479 nt
Organism: Lachancea sp. 'fantastica'
Lineage: Eukaryota; Fungi; Ascomycota; Saccharomycetes; Saccharomycetales; Saccharomycetaceae
Source: the annotation of a GenBank genome assembly